Messenger RNA from Penaeus indicus, 1591 nucleotides. RefSeq names its product ribosomal RNA small subunit methyltransferase NEP1-like. Gene Ontology annotation, molecular function: rRNA (pseudouridine) methyltransferase activity; rRNA binding. Lineage: Eukaryota; Metazoa; Arthropoda; Malacostraca; Decapoda; Penaeidae. The record is from RefSeq and is a predicted model, not a curated record. Gene Ontology annotation, cellular component: nucleolus; small-subunit processome. The coding region runs from base 86 to 823 and encodes 245 amino acids. Gene Ontology annotation, biological process: rRNA base methylation. The transcript is spliced from 5 exons.
CCCCUCUAACACGUGUUUCCUCGGUUUGUUUACGUCCAGAACCUUGGGCUCUUAUUUAGACCUGGAAAACCGCUCGUACUCAAAGAUGGGAAAGAAAAGAAGGCACCAAGAAGUAGUAGAAGAAGCUGAAGAAGAUAAUUCACAGAUAAAAGACGAACCAAUAGUAGGUGACAAGAAGUUUAAUGAAUUUGAUGUGAAGAAUGUUGGGCAGCGUCUGAUCGUCGUGCUGGAGAGGGCGAAUUUGGAGAGUGUAAAGAACGGCAAGAACUACGAACUCCUAAACUGCGAUGAUCACAUGGGAAUGAUGAAGAAGUUCAAGAAGGACCCUGCAGACUGCCGACCUGAUAUCCUUCACCAGUGCCUCCUCAUGUUGCAGGACUCGCCUCUCAAUCAGGCUGGCAAACUUCAGGUGUACAUUCACACUGAAAAGAAUGUCCUUAUAGAAGUGAACCCACAGUGCAGAAUACCAAGAACCUUCAAAAGAUUUGCUGGUUUAAUGGUCCAGCUACUUCACAAGAUGAGUGUGCGGGCUUCGGAUGGAAGCAUGAAACUGCUGAAGGUUAUCCGCAACCCAGUCAGCGACCACUUCCCCCCUGGCGUUAAGAAGAUCGGAACCUCUUUCCAGGCCAAGAACCUCGUCAACCCACGGUCACUUGUCCCCCCCAAGGAGUCACUGGUUGUGGUGAUAGGGGCAAUGGCUCAUGGCAAAGUGGAGGUGGACUACACCGAAGAGGAGGUAUCAUUCUCAAACUAUCAUCUCUCGGCUGCUCUCGCCUGUUCCAAACUGUGCAAUGGCUUUGAGGAAGUGUGGGGUAUCAAGUAAUGACAGGAGAAGUUGCAUGCAUGAGUGCUGUUAAUUGUGAUGUUUGUCAUAAUAUAGAUUAUAUGUAAAAAGUUUUGUUUUCUUGAUUAUGCACCCUUGUUAAGUUGUUUGGAAGGAUACUAUGAAUAAAAUGAUAUUUACAGUCAGUUACAAAUGCUAGCAUAGAUGUUUCUUAAUGUGUUCCUUUCCUGAUAUCUGUUUUAUUCAUCAUCCUGUGAUAUCAUUCUUUAUUCUUAACCCAUUGCCGCCGGGGAAAAUGCUGUACUCAUUUUUUAUAUUUUUGUGAAAUAUCUCCAUAGAUGGCUCUGCUAGUCCUGAUUUCACCUUCCCUUGAAUUGGCAGGAAAAAACUUAUUUUUACUAGUGCUAUAAAUAUAGAUGGUGUUAUUUUUAACAGCAAAUUAAGAUAACGUUAAAUAUUUUCAUAAAUCGAUGAAAAGGGUGAACGGGCGAGACAGGCAGUACUCAUAAUUAUGAGCCAUAGUUAGUACAAGUGUAGCCAUCUAUGUGUAAAAACAAUCAAACAAGUCGACUCACAGUGGGCAUGGCAUGCACCAAGCGGCAAUGGGUUAAAAUUUGUAAUGCAAAAUCUAUGCAACCUAAACAAAAAUCAAUCUCUAAAAUAUAGUAGAUAACAGUAAAUACCAUGAAUAGUCAGCAUUGUUUAAAACAUUAUAACAACUCAAGUUUAUGUUCCAAUAUUAACCUUUUCAUUCCAUUUCCUCAAAAUAAGGAUCCCACAAUUUACAAGGAAUACUGAGGGAGUUGA